AUGGAUCCUCAUAGCCCUAUUGUUCUAGAUCAAGGUACCGGUUUUGUUAAGAUCGGUAGAGCUGGGGAGAACUUCCCAGAUUUUACAUUCCCAUCUAUUGUUGGGAGACCGAUCUUGAGAGCCGAAGAACGUGCCAUUACAACUACACCUUUGAAGGAUAUAAUGAUUGGUGAUGAAGCUAGUGAUGUACGUUCAUAUUUGCAAAUUUCAUACCCUAUGGAAAAUGGUAUAAUUAAAAAUUGGACUGAUAUGGAAUUACUAUGGGAUUAUGCAUUCUAUAAUCAAAUGAAACUACCAACUACGAGUAAUGGAAAAAUUCUUCUUACUGAACCGCCUAUGAAUCCUGUGAAAAACAGAGAACAAAUGUGUGAAGUAAUGUUUGAAAAAUAUGAUUUUGGUGGAGUCUACGUGGCGAUUCAGGCCGUUCUAGCGUUAUAUGCGCAAGGUCUAUCCUCUGGUGUUGUUGUCGAUUCAGGGGAUGGUGUUACGCACAUUGUUCCUGUGUAUGAAUCAGUCGUAUUGAAUCACUUAACAAGAAGACUUGAUGUUGCUGGUAGAGACGUAACUAGACAUAUGAUUGACCUUUUGUCACGUCGUGGAUAUACUUUCAACAGAACGGCAGAUUUUGAAACUGUGCGCCAAAUUAAAGAAAAAGUUUGUUAUGUAUCGUAUGAUUUGGAUUUGGACACUAAACUGGCUCGUGAGACAACAACUUUAGUUGAGGAUUAUGAAUUACCAGAUGGUAGAAUAAUUAAAGUUGGCCAGGAGAGAUUCGAGGCUCCAGAAUGUUUGUUCCAGCCAAAUCUAGUUGAUGUCGAACAAGCUGGUGUAGGAGAAUUGCUAUUCAACACUAUUCAAUCUGCAGACGUCGACGUGAGAUCAUCCUUGUAUAAAGCCAUUGUUUUGUCCGGUGGUUCUAGUAUGUACCCCGGUUUACCUUCCAGAUUAGAAAAAGAAUUGAAACAGUUAUGGUAUACCAGAGUAUUGCAUAACGAUCCUUCCAGACUAGAUAAAUUCAAAGUGAGAAUCGAGGAUCCUCCAAGAAGAAAACAUAUGGUGUUUAUUGGUGGUGCCGUGCUGGCUAGUAUUAUGGCUGACAAGGAUCAUAUGUGGCUAUCUAAACAAGAAUGGCAAGAAGGUGGUGCACAAUCCAUGGCUAAAUUUGGUCCAAGGUAA
Messenger RNA from Maudiozyma saulgeensis, 1176 nucleotides. NCBI's taxonomy places the organism in Eukaryota, Fungi, Ascomycota, Saccharomycetes, Saccharomycetales, Saccharomycetaceae. The record is from the annotation of a GenBank genome assembly.